Penicillium angulare is the source of this 300-nucleotide messenger RNA. RefSeq lists its product as uncharacterized. The record is from RefSeq and is a predicted model, not a curated record. Lineage: Eukaryota; Fungi; Ascomycota; Eurotiomycetes; Eurotiales; Aspergillaceae. The transcript has a single exon. Bases 1 to 300 code for a protein of 99 amino acids.
AUGACUCCCCUAGCUCCAAACGGCGGUCAGCUUCAUAUGCCUUCGAGCACACCCCUCUCUUACGCUGAAAUAUCGGAGAAAUAUUACUUAUACUUACCAGAUACAUCUGGAGAGUGCGGGUCACCCCGGAUGGGGACUCGUGCAGAAGACAAAUACAAGACUCAGGAUGAAUCUACUCUGAGUCGAAUGCAUCUUGCUUUCGAGGGAACUGACCAUGAACACCUUGACUAUCAUUAUCGUGUCCACGAUCUUCUUCACGUCAUGAUGUUGAUCAUUUUCAGCAUCGUCAUAGCCCUAUGA